Molecule: messenger RNA, 1378 nt
Organism: Paramormyrops kingsleyae
Lineage: Eukaryota; Metazoa; Chordata; Actinopteri; Osteoglossiformes; Mormyridae
Gene: anxa2b
Product: annexin A2b
Cellular component (GO): nucleus; cytoplasm; vesicle membrane
Molecular function (GO): calcium-dependent phospholipid binding; phosphatidylserine binding; calcium ion binding
Source: RefSeq, a predicted model, not a curated record
CCUGACCUGCUCUCUCACUACUUUCUGAACGCUGCUUCUGCCUUCUGCCUCUGGGAACGUCCUGGGACCAGCUGUUGUCACAAGAUGUGGGUUGUUUCUUGUUGGGAAGUUGGCUUUCGUACUGACUGCCCUGAUCCAAGUAAGCCAACCUGGAAAGUGAAAAUGGCUUUGGUGUCUGAGUUCCUGGGUCAACUCACUCUGAAUCUGGGCCCAGCAAGUGAGCCCAAAUACCCCAGCGUGGUUCCUGUGGUCGACUUCGACUCCGACAAGGAUGCUGCCAGGAUCGAGACGGCCAUCAAAACUAAAGGAGUGGAUGAGCAGACUAUCAUUGACAUCCUGACCAAACGGAGCUACGCUCAGCGCAGGGAAAUCGCCUUCGCAUAUGAGAGGAGAGCCAAGAAGGAUAUGAUCAGCGCUCUCAAGGGGGCGCUGUCCGGCUCCCUCGAGUCUGUCAUCCUGGGGCUGAUGAAAAGUACGUCUCAGUUCGACGCCACUGAGAUCAGGGCCUCCAUCAAGGGUUUGGGGACAGAUGAGGAGACCCUGAUCGAGAUGGUCUGCUCUCGCAGCAACGAAGAGUUAGUGGAUAUCAGGAGGGUCUACAAGGAUUUGUUUAAGAAAGAGCUGGAGAAGGACGUUGCCGGAGAUACCUCAGGGCAGUUUGCGAAGCUGCUUCUGGCCCUGGUCCAGACGAAAAGGGAUGAUCCCAGCAGUGUCGUGGACUACGAGAAGAUCGACAUGGAUGCCAGGGCCUUGUAUGAAGCUGGAGUCAAGAGGAAAGGGACAGAUGUGGCCACAUGGAUCAGUAUCAUGACCGAAAGGAGUGUCCCUCACUUGCAGAAGGUGUUUGAAAGGUACAAGAGCUACAGCCCCUACGACAUGAAGGAGAGCAUCUGCAAGGAGGUGAAGGGUGAUCUGGAGAAAUCCUUCCUCACUCUGGUUGAGUGCCUUGAAAACAAACAGCUGUACUUCGCAAACCGGCUGAAUGAUGCCAUGAAGGCCAAAGGGGCAAAGGAGAAGGUGCUGACGAGGAUUAUGGUGUCCCGUUGUGAGGUCGACCUCGUUAAGAUCCGCUCGGAGUUUAAGAAGCUGUCUGGGAAGUCACUGCACCAGACGAUCACUGAGCACACCAAGGGAGACUACCAGAAGGUCCUGCUAGGCCUGUGUGGGGGAGAUGACUAAGUCAGACUGCGUUCCUCCAGGGGGAGACUACUGCAGGGCACAUCAAUAUGAGACACCCUGCUGUCCCAAGAAGAAUCAUCAGUCUCCAUAUCCCACUCAGAGCAGUGUUACAGAGAGACAUGGAAUUAUCCCUCACAUUUUAAGUACUGAUGACUUUUGUAAUCUUGUUCUGUCGUUAAAUACAUGUCAUUCGAAAUAC